CCGGAAGUUUCUGUCCGCGGUUUUGCUAGGCUAAGAGAGCGGCGUUGGGGACGGCAGCCAGGGGUUCCAGGUGCCAAGGCGCGGGGGGCCAAGGAAGCGUAUGAGGCCGUCAGGGAGACUCACGCAGCGCGAUACAGGCGGAACCCUGACCUGACUUGGAACACCCUCCUCGUCUCGGCUCGCCUCCUUACCCAGCCCCUACUGGGGUCUGGAACAGCCCCGCCCCCUGACCUGAGCCUAGUCCCUUCUCCGGCCCUGACACUCUGCCCCUUGACCUCGGGGCGCUCCCUCAUCUCUCCAGCGCGAUGGCUACGGGCGCGGAUGUGCGGGACAUUCUAGAACUCGGAGGUCCAGAGGGGGAUGCAGCUUCUGGGACGAUCAGCAAGAAAGACAUUAUCAACCCGGACAAGAAAAAGUCCAAGAAGUCCUCUGAGACACUGACCUUCAAGAGGCCGGAGGGCAUGCACCGGGAGGUCUAUGCACUGCUCUACUCUGACAAGAAGGAUGCACCCCCACUGUUACCCAGUGACACUGGCCAGGGCUACCGUACGGUGAAGGCCAAGUUGGGCUCCAAGAAAGUGAGGCCCUGGAAGUGGAUGCCGUUCACCAACCCAGCCCGCAAGGAUGGAGCUAUGUUCUUCCACUGGCGACGGGCAGCCGAGGAGGGCAAGGACUACCCCUUUGCCAGGUUCAAUAAGACUGUGCAGGUACCUGUGUAUUCAGAGCAGGAGUACCAGCUCUACCUCCAUGAUGAUGCCUGGACUAAGGCGGAGACUGACCACCUCUUUGAUCUCAGCCGCCGCUUUGACCUGCGUUUUAUAGUUAUCCAUGACCGCUACGACCACCAGCAGUUCAAGAAACGUUCUGUGGAGGACCUGAAGGAACGGUACUACCACAUCUGUGCCAAGCUGGCCAAUGUGCGGGCUGUGCCAGGCACAGACCUUAAGAUACCAGUAUUUGAUGCUGGGCAUGAGCGACGGCGGAAGGAGCAGCUGGAGCGGCUCUACAAUCGGACCCCAGAGCAGGUGGCAGAGGAGGAGUACCUGCUACAGGAGCUGCGCAAGAUCGAGGCCCGGAAGAAGGAGCGGGAGAAGCGGAGUCAGGACCUGCAGAAGCUGAUAACAGCGGCAGAUACCACUGCAGAGCAGCGACGCACAGAGCGCAAGGCCCCCAAAAAGAAGCUACCCCAGAAAAAGGAGGCUGAGAAGCCGGCUGUUCCUGAGACUGCAGGCAUCAAGUUUCCAGACUUCAAGUCCGCAGGUGUCACGCUGCGGAGCCAGCGGAUGAAGCUGCCAAGCUCCGUGGGACAGAAGAAGAUAAAGGCCCUGGAGCAGAUGCUGCUGGAGCUUGGUGUGGAGCUGAGCCCGACACCCACGGAGGAGCUGGUGCACAUGUUCAACGAGCUGCGAAGUGACCUGGUGCUGCUCUACGAGCUCAAGCAGGCCUGUGCCAACUGCGAGUACGAGCUUCAGAUGCUGCGGCACCGUCACGAGGCACUGGCCCGCGCUGGCGUGCUGGGGGGUCCUGCCAUGCCAGCGUCGGGCCCAGCCCCGGCCUCUGCUGAACCAGUGGUGCCUGAACCCGGUCCUGGCCCUGACCCCACCAAGGACACAAUCAUUGAUGUGGUGGGCGCACCCCUCACACCCAAUUCGAGGAAGCGACGGGAAUCGGCUUCCAGUUCAUCUUCUGUGAAGAAAGCCAAGAAGCCGUAAGAGGCCACACAGAGUGUGGGUGUUGCUAUUGUGUAAAUAGAGCUGCUGAGUUGUACUGGGC
Trichechus manatus latirostris (Florida manatee) is the source of this 1773-nucleotide messenger RNA. It is a transcript of the gene DMAP1, whose product is annotated as DNA methyltransferase 1 associated protein 1. The coding region runs from base 306 to 1712 and encodes 468 amino acids. Gene Ontology annotation, cellular component: NuA4 histone acetyltransferase complex; Swr1 complex; nucleus. NCBI's taxonomy places the organism in Eukaryota, Metazoa, Chordata, Mammalia, Sirenia, Trichechidae. The record is from RefSeq and is a predicted model, not a curated record. Gene Ontology annotation, molecular function: transcription corepressor activity. Gene Ontology annotation, biological process: chromatin remodeling; negative regulation of transcription by RNA polymerase II; DNA repair. The transcript has 10 exons.